UACAUGAAAUGUCGGAUCAUAAUGCAAAUAAAAUAUUAAAAGCAGCAAUACAUAAUGAUUUAGAAUUUAUAAAAAAUUUAAAACAAUUUUGUCCAGAUUUUCAUUGGCAAAAUAUAAGACAAUUAAAAUCCGAAGAAACAGCAUUGCAUUAUGCGUGUGAUGGUGGGUAUUAUGAUCUGGUACGAUAUUUAUUAACAUAUUUCGAACCACGUACGGUCAAUGUACAAACAUCCAAUUUAAAAACACCUUUACAUUGUGCUGCCCAAUUUUGUCAUUAUAAUGUUGUCCAAUUAUUAAUUGAUUUUGGAGCUGAUGUGAAUGCUCUAAAAAAUGGCGAUUGGACACCGGUCAUGUUGGCAUGUAUGAAAACUGGAGAAAAUGCUUUCAGAACGAUUGAUAUAUUAGUUCGAAAUAAGGCGAAUCUAACGCAUAAAAAUUACGAAGGGUGGACAGCUUUUAUGUUAGCUUGUAGAGAAGGAGAUUUACAAAUUGUUAAAUAUUUAGCUGACGCUAAUCCUUACCCAAUUGCUACGGCAAAUCGUAAAAAACGCUACCCAAUACAUAUCGCUUGUUUACACGGCCAUUUAAAAAUUGUAGAAGAGAUUUUAAAUCGACAUGAUAGCGAUCGCUACGAGAAUAUUCUCGAAGUAAAAGAUAGUAGUGGCCAUUUACCAUUUCAUGAUGCCGUUUUAAGUGGUGAUACGCAGCUGGUACAAUAUUUAAUUAGCUGUAAAGGUGCGGAUCCAACUGCUACAAAUAAUGAAGGUUGGAAUGCAUUACAUUUAGCGGCGGGUGCUGGUCUAAACGAAAUGGUGGAAUAUUUAAUAACUGAUUUAAAAUUUGAUCCAAAUUCAUUGACGACUGAUAAAAAAGAGAUUACACCGUUACAUUGUGCAGCACAUUCAGGGUGUCAAAGUACCAUGGAACUUUUGGAACGUUUAAAUGCAGAUCCAACAUUAUGUGAUUGGAAAAGUCGAACACCUAAAGAGCUUUAUCAAAAUAGUAUACAUUUAAAAAAGUGAAUUUUCCUUGACUUUCUUUGUAUAAUAUGUUCUUAUUUAUUAAAUUUUUUUUAAAUAUUUUAUAAAGCUA
Molecule: messenger RNA, 1092 nt
Organism: Chrysoperla carnea
Lineage: Eukaryota; Metazoa; Arthropoda; Insecta; Neuroptera; Chrysopidae
Product: ankyrin repeat domain-containing protein 16-like
Exons: 1
Coding region: 9-1022 (337 amino acids)
Molecular function (GO): protein binding
Source: RefSeq, a predicted model, not a curated record